This is a messenger RNA of Musa acuminata subsp. malaccensis (wild Malaysian banana), 2081 nucleotides long. Its product is annotated as squamosa promoter-binding-like protein 16. Gene Ontology annotation, cellular component: nucleus. Lineage: Eukaryota; Viridiplantae; Streptophyta; Magnoliopsida; Zingiberales; Musaceae. The record is from RefSeq and is a predicted model, not a curated record. Gene Ontology annotation, molecular function: DNA binding.
UUUCCUUCUCAUAAAGAUCUGCAGCGAUCUUUAGACCAACAACAGGGCCAGGGUCCUCAUUGGAGUUGCCGGAGUACAUCGAUCCUCUCUCUCCACCUGUAAAUACACUGAAUAGAAUACAUUAUCCGGGUCACUGUGCCGCGCCUCCCGAUGAUUGCUAGCUCCGCCCUUGCAUGUGUCUUCGGUGCCUACGUUUCAUGUUCACCCACAGGCGACCCGUAUCUUGUGUGACAAGUUGGGUAGGAGGAGAUCUGCGUCGUCUCCACAUCCACACUCUCUAUCUUACCCUUCACGUUUAGAUGUUGAAUAAUUGAAUUCCUGUCAGAGAUCGAGUGGUUGGAGAGCGCCGGAUCGGUCGUCUGCGACUGCCAUUGCAUGCAGUUGUCUGUGACUUCUGACUGGUCUUCAGUUCAUAAACUUUGGCCCGUUUCCUGCCUCCCCUCCCCUCCCCUCCCCUUUCUUUUAUCACCUGACAUCCUGCUCCUGUUGCAUCUUUGAGGUCCUUGGCUCUCGAGAUCUCUGUUAGAUUUGCUGUUUCCCUUUCGGAAAUCUCCUGCGAGUCUUCUCGGCUUCUCUUCUUCUGCCUCUUCCUCUUUCUGGCCAUCGAAUGAGAUCGAACGACGAGUUGCUGAAAUUGUGAUAGCGCAAUCCUAACAUUUUCCUUUCCAUUUUGCUUCUUGUUUCUUUGACCUUGAGCGCUUGUUCUUCGUGAUUACUUCCCGUCUGGCCUCGGUUCAGUUCAAUUAAAGGAAGGAACCAGAGGAGUUGGUCUCGGUGACGGGUUGGUGAGGGGAGUAGCUGAGAUUGUGCGGUCGGACAGAAAAGAAGGGAAGGGUGUUCCAGCGAGGUCGCUUCCAUGGAGUGGAAUCCCAAGCUUCCUUCACGGGAUUUCGCAGAGGUGGAGCAGAACGCAGAGCUCCACAUGGCUUCCUUGGUCGCGUCCUGCGGUGGUCUAGGGAGCCGAAGUAGCGGAAGGGAUUGCUCGGUCGAUCUCAAGCUUGGUGGCUCGGGUGAUUUCAGGUCACCGGCGAGCUUGGGAAGCCAACCUACGAUGUCGAUGGCGGUAGCAUCCUCCGGCCCGUCGAAGAGAGCCCGAGCACCGGGCAAUGCCGGCCAGAUCGCGUCGUGCUCCGUCGACGGCUGCACAUCCGAUCUUAGCAACUCCAGGGAGUAUCACAGACGCCACAAGGUCUGCGAGGCGCAUUCCAAGACUCCCAUCGUGAUGGUGGGUGGUCAGGAGCAACGCUUCUGUCAGCAGUGCAGCAGGUUUCACCUACUGGUCGAGUUUGAUGAAGUAAAGCGAAGCUGUAGGAAGCGUUUAGAUGGACACAAUAGGCGCCGAAGAAAGUCCCAACCAGAAUCCAUUAAUCCUGCGAGAUUGUUUCCAAAUCAUCAAGGUCGCAAGUGCUUGGUGUAUCCUCAUGUACUUCCGGCUCCUAUACAGGAGCUCAACUGGGCUGGAAUCAUCCAACCUGAAGACAUGCUAUAUCGAAAUCACUUGCCCCUUCAUGUUGGCGAUGAACAACCUUUCUCGGGCUCCUUCUGCAGCUACAGAAAAGGGAGGCAGCUUCCUUUCAUACAAGACGACGCCACUGCCUUCGGCAUAACAACCAUGGCACAAUCUACAUGCCUGCAGCCACUCCUCAAGAACACACCACCGUCAGCAGAGAGCAGCAGCAAAAUUCUGUGUGACAGAAUACAGCAAGUCCAUUCGGAUUGUGCUCUCUCUCUUCUGUCAUCAUCGACACAAAAUCCAGGUAUCGCUCUGAGCCAAAUGCUGCCAGCUGGUAGGAUUCCUAUGCAUCAAUCUCUGCUUUCAAGUCUUCCCUACGGCAAUCUCGGUCUACAUUCGAGUUCUCAAGCUUCAAGCUAUGUUUCCCCGGCCAGUUUUUCUUGUUCAGGAGUCGAGAAUGAGCAAGUGGGUAUGGUUUUUGCUUGCGGUGCUGACACCGAUCUUCACUGUCAGAGUGUGUUUCAUGUACCGGAAGGGUCGUCCGAGGGAGUCUCUCAAACUUUUCCUUUUUGUUGGCAGUAAUUGAUCUAUGUUGAAUGCUAAUCAAAAUUCUUCCACUUGUAGCUCA